Molecule: messenger RNA, 294 nt
Organism: Ilex paraguariensis (yerba mate)
Lineage: Eukaryota; Viridiplantae; Streptophyta; Magnoliopsida; Aquifoliales; Aquifoliaceae
Source: the annotation of a GenBank genome assembly
AUGUCAAAUGGAUUAGGAUUCAAGGAGCAAGCCUCAAGUAAGGUGGCACCACGAAGCAUGCAAGCGCGUGUGAGGGCACCACAAAUACAUGCUGACAACGAAGCAAGCAUGGGUGCGGGCCAAGGCGUCGACGAAGGUGCUUGGGGUGCCAUAGCAGACGUUGGCAGGGGUGCCAUAGCAGACGCUAGCAAGGGGGCCAAGGCAGCCGGUAAGGGAGCUGGCAGGGGCGCCGAGGCAGCGAGAGAAAGCAUGGGCGCCGAGGCACAGACAGACAGGUUAGGUGCUAGGGAGUAG